AUGUCCAACACUUGCUCACUGUGGGACUCUGACCAGCCGGCUUACUACCCACCAAUGGUUGUUCAAUUGAAACCUCGCAUUCGCUACAGCAGCAAAACCAUGGAAGGCAACCAGCAGAAAGUAGAGGCUAACAUUUUGUUACUUGGAGCUGACAAGGUUGGAAAGUCUGCUCUCACCGUGCGCUUUCUAACCAGGCGCUUCAUAGGAGAAUAUGGAGAUAUAGAAUCAAUAUACAGCCAUACUGACAAGAUCGACGGGCGUGAUAUUUGUUUCAACAUAUGGGACUCACUUUGCCCGCAGAAUGAAGAGGAGUCCAGAUACAUCAGCGACAGACAGCUGCAGUGGGCGGAUGGUUUUAUCCUUGUUUACAGCAUCUGUGACCGCGCCAGCUUCAAUGUGGUGCGGCAACAAGUGCAGUGCAUACGGCAAGCCAAGCAAAAACUGGUCAGCACAGCUCAGAUCAUGAUUGUGGGGAAUAAGAGAGACCUCCAGCACCGACGUACAGUGUCCAGUGAAGAGGGGCGGCUGCUGGCGCUCUCAGCAGACUGUGGGUUUUUUGAGGUCUCCGCUGCCGAGACGUACCACGGUGUGCUGAUGGUGUUUCACGAACUGUUUGAGCGUAUCAGAGAGGCGAGGGCGCUCAAGAAGGGCCCUGUGGGAUUCAAAGGUAUCGUGAGGAGCAUGUCAGCAGUAUUUGGAAGGAAGCGGACUGAAUAGUUUCACAUUUCCCCUCAAAGCGGUGGAAGAAUCAGGGAUAAACCCUUUAUGAAAUCCAUAUUGGAGCAAAGACUGAUUAUUGAUCUCAACUGGAUUUUUGCAAGUUCAAAAUCUUACAGGCUGUUCACAUAGCAACCAUCUGUGCUGUAUUUAUUUUAUUGUAUUUAUCUUUGGCCAUGGCAUCGCUGUUUUUUUUUUUGUGGGGGGGGGGGGGGCAUCUGACAUCAUGAGUAACGCUACUAAGGCACUAGUCAACGUGUUCUUUGUGAACAGUCCAUUAUUCCUGAAUGUCCUAAGAAUGUUCAAAUUAGAUUUAAGUAUAAAACAGUAUUGUGUCUCAUUGCUCACUGUUUUUCAGUAUAUUGUAAACUGUCAGUUCUCUCUUUGUACUACCAUCAGUUUUACUGUAGCUAAUAAGUGCAGUUGGUGGCUCAAUCCUUCUUAGUCCCUAUGCAAUUAAAUGAGACUGAUUUUAAAAUAUGGCCUCUAACACGGAUGAUUUAUGAAUAUUGUAACAAUGUAGCAUUUCCUUGUGAAAAUAUUAAUAUUUAAUUUGUUUUGCCCUCGCUAAAGACUUUUUUUGACAGUCAUAAAUUUAUGUGGUAGAAUGUUGCAUUUCAUAAUGAUGCCCACUUUUGCCUUGGUUGAUCCUUAACUUUGCUGACAAUGUGGUUUUAAAGUCCUUACUGUUUCAUUUGAUGCAUUGGUGAUAUAAACUGUCAAACACAGAUUGUUGUAUAUAAUGUAAGUGUAAGAUCAUAUGGUUAUAUUGUUUUAUAAUAAAACACGAGAGAUUUUA
Carassius carassius (crucian carp) is the source of this 1516-nucleotide messenger RNA. Its product is annotated as ras-related and estrogen-regulated growth inhibitor-like protein. The record is from RefSeq and is a predicted model, not a curated record. Bases 1 to 717 code for a protein of 238 amino acids. Lineage: Eukaryota; Metazoa; Chordata; Actinopteri; Cypriniformes; Cyprinidae. The transcript has 4 exons. Gene Ontology annotation, molecular function: GTPase activity; GTP binding.